Molecule: messenger RNA, 1127 nt
Organism: Umbelopsis ramanniana AG
Lineage: Eukaryota; Fungi; Mucoromycota; Umbelopsidomycetes; Umbelopsidales; Umbelopsidaceae
Exons: 1
Coding region: 36-971 (311 amino acids)
Source: RefSeq, a predicted model, not a curated record
CUCUCGAAAAAUGUCCUAUCCGAUGUCGGUACUUGAUGUUGGUCAACACACUGGAUAUGACGGUUUUAAUCACUGGCGAACAUCCAUCAUGGCUAAAUGCCAAAUACGAUUCUUUACCUCUUCAACUCAAAGACAUACUCAUACCUACCGAAUCACCACACCAUUACAUGACGGUAGAAAGUAAUCGACUGUUGUAUAUCUGCAGCCACCCAGUCUCGUCUCCACAUCACAUGUUACUUAUGGCCAGCGACGUGACCGACCUUAAUGCGGGGAACCACCUCUGUUUACGGGUUACAGAGUAUGGAGUCAUUGAGGCCUAUUCAUUGGAGCAAGGCGGCCUCUCUCAGGAUGUGGCCAUGGAUGACAUUUUAUUAAAUCGACCGAUCAUGUCGCUUGUUCACGAAGACGAUAUUGGAUUAUUGUGUAACGCACUUCGCAACCUGUCUGACUGUCGAGUUCGUUGGCAAGUGAAUCCAAGUACUUCGUACUGGGAUGAAGAGCAUGUUAAUAUUUAUUAUGCUUGGGCAAACAUCUAUGUCCAGCAACAUGAAGACUGGUUCAUGUGCGUUAUCCAAUUGCCAAAUCCUUCCAUGGAAUGGUCCAUACUCAACCUAGCUAUUCAUCCAACCGCCUCUGGACUACUACAUAUGGCACAGAUGAGAUUGAUCAACAGUAACCUUUAUCAUGCGAUGGGAUUGACAAUCAGGGCGUUUUCCAAAUUCAGCACCUUGGCCAUCUUAUCUCUGACGAAAGAAAACCACUUGCUACAAAAAUAUACCAACACCCUGAAGUCAUCUUUGCGCCAUCAGGAAAAACGACCGCCCGUUCGAUACGUACUGUCUGUUUUAGCGCAUCUCAACAUACUCAGCUCUCCUUCCCAACCUAGAGAAUUCGUAGAGGAUGCUUUGGAUGUGCUCACCAAUAUGAUGAUCCUCUCUGAAUCAGAUCCCACGCCACAAUCUAUUGUUUAGACGCCCUUUUGAUAAGAGCGGUAAAUUAUUUGCGUUCUCUCACUUGAAAAUCAAAAUUGUAUAUAAUGUAAAGAAUGAAUUGGUACGUGCUAUUUGAGCUGCACUUUUGUUGGUUUAAGAUAUAAUAUAAAUAAAAGAAUUUCUGUGGUUCUCUAC